Messenger RNA from Austrofundulus limnaeus, 3677 nucleotides. RefSeq names its product TSC22 domain family protein 2. NCBI's taxonomy places the organism in Eukaryota, Metazoa, Chordata, Actinopteri, Cyprinodontiformes, Rivulidae. The record is from RefSeq and is a predicted model, not a curated record. Gene Ontology annotation, biological process: regulation of transcription by RNA polymerase II.
AGACCGCCGCGUCCUAAAACAAGAUGAACAGCGUGGAAAUGUACGGUCACGGUACGUCUCUUUAUCUCGCUCCUCAGCUGUGAGUUUGCUUCGCGAAGACAUUUAGGCUCAAGCCGUUUCAUCUCGCCGGGACGGCCGUCAGCCGAACGUAUCGAAGCGCGAUGUCAAAAACAAACGGCAAGAAGAAAAGUUGCUUCCAGAUCACGAGCGUCACGCAGGCUCAGGUGGCCGCGAGCUGCAUCCCGGACGACACCGAGAGCCUGGACGAGCUGGACGUGUCGUCGGGUCUGUUCGACGUGUCUCGGGUGGACCCGGGCGCGUGUGACAGGGGCUCCCCGGAAGAAGCCCUCAACAGUUGUGGAGGUCAUCAGGAGGGACAGCUGCCCCACACAGGUGCUGUGAACGGGGGGCCGUGUUAUAAAAGUGCACCUACUGGUGGAGUCGCCCCACAUAAUGGAGGAGGAAGUGUGCCGGUUCUGAGCUCCACUGCCCCCGCUGCCUCUUCUGUCGCCACCAGCAGUUGCACCUCCCGGUUUAGGGUCAUUAAACUGGACCAUGGCAGUGGAGAGCCCUUCAGACGGGGCAGGUGGACAUGUACUGAGUUCUAUGAGAAAGAUUCAGAUCCAAGUGUCAGUCGAACUGUGGACAGCAUAAAGCCGGCUGUAGCCCUCGAUCAAAGCAUGGACCGGGACAGUGGAUUAGGAGCCACCAUUACUUCUAUAGUCAAUAGUGUGUUUUCUGAAAACACUGAUAGUGGCUACUCUGUGUCUGCGGGACAUCCCACCCACUCCCACGCUUCAGAUCCUCUGCAGCAAGMCUACAUGUCUCCUCAGAUCGGGAGCGGAGCAAGUGCCUUCCAGCCCGCGGGGUUCACAGCCGCAGCGUCGCAGCAAACCAAACAGGCUCAGGUCAAUAUGCAGCCCGUUACGCCCCAAAACGUCCUCAACGGUGCCCACCAAGGUGCCGUCGUGCCCCCUGCCUCGCAGCCCCAGCAGUUCGCUCAUUCUAAUCACCCCGCUGGCUUCUGCUCUGGCUACCCAGACUAUUAUCAGCAACACUUCGGCUUGAACUUAACAUCCUGCUCGUUAGGGUCUUCAGCCAGCCAGGUGUCCCCCCCGCUGUUUACACCCACCGGACCAGUAACACCAGGGCUGGUUGGAGAAGCAGGCCCAGCCCAGGGUCUUGCACAGGCACCGGUCCCGUCCCCCAUCCUAGCAGGAAACACGCAGCAGCCUGUCAACCAGACUCAGCCUUCAGGAGGGUUAGGACCCUCCGCAACCACCGCCGCCGCCGCCUCCACCCAGAGUGGUGGCCAGAACGUGCCUGCCGCAGUGCCCAGCACCACCAGCGUACCUCCGGGCGCGUCGAGUCAGGCGCCCGGCGCUGGAGGACACGUCCAGCUCCAAGGAGCUCACGGGGGAACCGCAGCGGSCCUCGGUUCUGGCUUCAGCAACCAGGCAGAAGACUGGCAGAACUCUGAUGUCACACCUCACCACAGUGCCGUUGCAGUGCCCGGGAAGGAUGGUGUAAAGUCUCCUGUUUACGAGGGUCUCAACCUGCCCACCCCUACUGUCAGCAGCCUUUUUAACAUCCAGAUAUCCCCCCUGGAUGAGGAUGAAGACAGUGCGUCAGGUGCCAGCGUUGUUGCCAUCGAUAACAAGAUUGAGCAAGCCAUGGACUUGGUGAAGAGCCACCUGAUGUACGCGGUUCGCGAGGAGGUGGACGUGCUGAUGGAGCAGAUCAAAGAGCUGUACGAGAGGAACUCUGCGCUGGAGCGCGAGAACGCCGUGCUGAAGUCGCUGGCCAACACGGAGCAGCUCAGCCAGCUGUCCAGCCAGCUCGGCAGCGCAUCGGCGCCGCUGCAGCUGCACCAGUGCUCGCUGGUGAAGAGCACGACCCCCCCUCUGGGUCACCACGACGCGAGCCAGAGCGUCCCCUAUCAGCCGAACAUCACCUCGGCGUGAACCCCUUUUCUCCUUUUUUAAACUCGCACCUCCCACGGACAGGAGAGGAAGGUGCGGUUAAUGCCAACACGCUCCCACCGUCUCCCCAAACACACACCCCCCACCCGCAUCAUACAGCAUCACAGGGCCAUCGCAAUGCUAAGACGUUUACCAGCCAUUAAUGUCUUAUCCUGGUCCCGUGUUUGGCUGCGUUAAGGGGGCAAAAAGGGGGGCGGGGGGAGGAGAAGAGGAGCCGCUGACUGUUCGUGUGCAGGAGAGACGGCGUUCACCAGCACAACCGGCUCGAUUCGUCGGGACAAACCGUGGCGGGAAGGCAGUGUUAAAACCUUUUUAAAGGACAGUCAUGGUGACGUAGGUCCUGUAAAAAACACCCAGGUGGACCGUCCUCCCGUGUGUCCACAUUCCCCCCCACAUCACUCCAGGGCUGGAGGAGGCCAGAGGAAGAAGUGGGACGGACGAGGAGGAGGAGGAAGAAGGGGGGUGGGGCACAAGUGGAGCGAGUCGAGAGUUUCGGCUUGUUUUAAAUGCUGCAUCGCAGGCUUGUGUUGUUUUCUUUGAUAUGAAUCUGAGUAAAUUCUCAUUAGUUCAGUUUUAAGUAUUUUCACUUAUUUAUUUCAGGGCUGCUAUUUUCAUAGUGUAAAUGAACAAUGCCAUGGAGUUGCAUAUUCAAAGCAAAGGAAAAAAAAUAACGCUUUCUUUUGUUUUUUUUUUCUUGGGUAUUUUUAACAAAUUGUCAGGUAUAAAUUUGAUAUAUAUACAUAUAUAUUUUUUGGCACCAUAUAGAUCUCAAAACGUAGGCAAUAAGUUCCGUGGUAGAACUAGUGCUAACACUAAAGCUGAGCUUUCAUUCAGUGAAUUCCAGGUUGAAUGUAUAUUUUGUAAAGUAUUAAGAGCGUGGCGGGUUUGUACGUGAAAUAUGUGACGGGAUGUUUCAAUAAAGAAAAUUAUUUUACUUUUUCUAGGCUUACUUUGUCAAAAAUAGAAAUGAAUUCUGGGGGAAGGGAUGAAAAGCUGUGAAAAGUCUUCAACCUACUUUAUAACCAAAGACUAAAAAAAAAGAUGAUUUUUUUUUUAAAUGCACAUGUUUUCUACUCCCCUGUAUGUUUUGUUUGGCAUGUUCUGCAUGAUUAAUCAGACCACUGUCUUACCUCAUGAUUGUUACCCAUUGUUUUAUUUGAUUUCUUUGUCAGGCUGUGAAUGGUUGAUGGAGGAUUGUGAGCAGGUGGGGCGGAGGAAGUGUUAGAGAUGUAAAGAAAAGAAAGGAGGGAACAGAAACGUGUUUACUGUAGUUUGAGAUUGAGGGAGGAGCUGUGUGCGUAAAAGAAAAGGAAAAAGAGCCAUUGUUGUUCUCAUAUGAAUGCUGGUUAAUCUGAUCUAUUAAACAUUUCACAUAUUCCUGCUGCAGCCCAGUCGAUUGUGUCUGAGCAUAUUAUGGGAUGUCCUGUCUGUGUCCUGUCUCGAGGCCUGCAGUUGGAAGGUGAUUUGGUUUCUUUCUCUGGUUUAGAACCAAACCAAACUGCUUAUAAAUUGUACAAUCAAACAUUUUUUUUUUGUUUUGUCUUUCUUCCAUUUGAAGGAGAAGCCGCGUACAUGCCAAAUGUACUGUAUGAAAGUGAUCACUGAGCCUUGGAGAAAAUAAACUAAUGCCCUUGUAAUGUGCUGUUCAGACGAUUUUAGUUCUCUGUCCGAAAAUAAAUAACCUUUUCAUUAUCA